UUAGCAGUUGAAUUUUCAGGUAAAUGGUGCAAAAUACGAGUUGCGCCGGUGCGGAAAUUUUGAGCAAUGGAGUGAAACGCUGUUAGCGGGCGUUCCUUUUCGAACCGUUGACGGAACUGUAACUGAUGUGCUGCGCGUUUUAAUCCUUGUCGAGUGUGUGCGUGUGUGUGAGGAGAAAAAGAAGAAGGCAGGAAGAAAGGGGAAACAAGUUCGGGGGGACGAGAGAGGAGAUUAUUAGCUCAGGGCUUCAUCGGCUUCAGCGCGGACGAGAACCGAGUGUCGGGUCGACGAGGAUGCGGAGCAGGAGCCGGAUGCAGCGCUGACGAGUGGACGGUGUGUGCGGUGAAUUGACCGGGCGGGCAAAUGGUCCCCACGGUUCGGUUCGCCCUGUGCUGGGUGUUGGCCGUGUUGACGGCGUCGUUCGUCAACACCCAGGUCUACACUGACGACUGGGUCAUCGAAGUUUCCGAAGACAUGAGCGUGGACGAGAUCGAAACGCUGGCCAAAAGCCACGGCUUUGUCAACAUGGGGCCGGGUCGCAGACCGGAACGGCAUGAAGUUCCGCUUAUCCGCGGGGCAAAGGAACGCGUUAGCCUUCAGUUGUGUUUGCUCGAACUUCCAGGGCUCUCGGGUUUAUUGUCUUGCGACAAUGAAUGA
This is a messenger RNA of Notodromas monacha, 657 nucleotides long. Lineage: Eukaryota; Metazoa; Arthropoda; Ostracoda; Podocopida; Cyprididae. The record is from the annotation of a GenBank genome assembly.